This is a messenger RNA of Chara braunii, 1149 nucleotides long. Lineage: Eukaryota; Viridiplantae; Streptophyta; Charophyceae; Charales; Characeae. The record is from the annotation of a GenBank genome assembly.
UUAAAAACUUCGUCAACAAGACACGGGUGACUCAAGGAAUGAUCAACUUCUGCAUCAUCGUUUACAUGGACGACAUCUUAGUGUGCUCGAAAACCUAUCACGGGCAUGCACAACAUAUGGAGUGGACGUUGGGAGAUUUGGUGCGAGCACUACCUCACUCUUUCACUGUGCCUGGUCGAAAAGCAGUUGACGUGGACACGGGAUAGUGAGCAUCGUCCUGCGAGGGAGAGCGUGGCGCUGCUAAUCAUCCAGGCCUGGAGAACAGAGGUGGAAGGAGACCUCCUCGGUUUCGUCUUCCGAGCAGUAGAACCAGGCCAUCGGCAGACGAUCGUGUGGAAACUCACGGUCCCCUUUGCGCAACUGAUCGACGACCUCCCCCUCAACAUCAUAUCACGGUGUGACGAGAGCCCAGUACCGCACGUUCUUUCACGAAGAUUAACACCAUACUUGCAGUGGUCAGCCUGCCUAGAGGAUCGAACGGGAGGUGGCAGCUACCCAUCGUGCGCAGAGUACCUAAACCCCCGGGGGAUCAUCGACGUCCUCUUCUUUUCGCCCCGAACAGUGGUGGAAGAAAGAGCCGUGGCCGAGGAAGCGGAGGUGGAAGACGAAAGCGAGGAGGAAACCUCAGAGGAAGAAGCGAGCUACAGUGAAUACAACGAGGAGGAAUCGGGAGAAAAAGAAGAAGAAGAAGAAGAAGAAGAAGAAGAAGAAGAAGAAGAAGAAGAAGAAGAAGAAGAAGAAGAAGAAGAAGAAGAAAAUGAGUUGGAGGAAGAGGGAGGCUCGGAGUGGAAGACUCUGGAAGAAGAGGCGGAUCGUGCAGAGGCUCAAGAGGAAGAUCUUGAGGCGGCAACACGACGGAGAGAGGAGAUCACGGCCGGGAAGCAGCCAGUGGAGCACGCGAGUGGUGCGGAUCUGCCGAUCCUGAACGAUCCGACCACGGAUCCCGAACCGUCCAAGAACGGCGAUGGGGACCCUACUGCCGAGACUUCGGGCGCACUGGCGCGGAGACGACAGAGCCGAUCCCGAUCCCCAUCCCCCCGUACCCCAGUUCGAGCACGUAUCGAUGCGGGGCAUCGGGCUUUGUCCCCGGUCGUUAUCUCGUCGUCCCCUUGAUCACCUCAUCGUCCGCCAGAUUACCAUCCCGGUCUC